Messenger RNA from Clarias gariepinus (North African catfish), 1486 nucleotides. RefSeq lists its product as uncharacterized. Bases 118 to 1074 code for a protein of 318 amino acids. The transcript has 4 exons. The record is from RefSeq and is a predicted model, not a curated record. NCBI's taxonomy places the organism in Eukaryota, Metazoa, Chordata, Actinopteri, Siluriformes, Clariidae.
CACUGGAAGUUUGACAAGAAUAAACUGCAUUGUAAAAAACGGAGCCAAAGCCCAGAUCAUCAGAUAAGCAGAGAGGAUAAACCCCACACACUCACUAAGUCCUCUCCUGUGUGUGUGAUGCAUGUGAUGAGGGCGGAGCUUCCUUCAGCUCUCACUGCACAGAGAGUGUGUGUGGAGGAAUUCACCCCUGAGGAGGACAAAUUAAACACACUAAGUGAUAAACACGGAGAGCAGGUUGCUAUCUGUGAUUUAAAUAGAGAAUCUAGCUUUGCCAUGACAUCAGAACAGAGGCACGCUAAACUCAAACGAGUGGAACGCAUCAGAGAGAGAGUACUAAAGAGCGCACUGAGGCGGAGUGACUCUGCUCAUCCUCUAAAAUUUGUUGGUGUCAGAGAACCUGGUCAGAGAUCCACAGGCUCCGUGCAAACUGAUCCGCCCCCCUCACCCUGUGACAUCAAUCCUUUUUCAACCCAUCACAUUUCAACACUUAAAAUAAACAACAUGGCAUCUGAGGAAACAGAUCAGAGUCUGAACUGCUCCACCUCAACCAAUCAGAGGGCAGAAUGGUUUCUCUCCACCAGCCAUUGGCAGGACUUCAUUCCCCUCAACAUUCAGGAAGAGGAGCUGUCACCAACCAAUCAGGAUUCAGAACUCUCAUUAUCAUUAGUUAGCUCAGACCCUUUCUCCAAUCAGUCAAUAGUAACAUCAUCUGACAGUCAUGUGAUAGUCCGGUCUGAGAGCCCAAGAAUGGAGCUGUGUAUCUAUGAGGAGAUUCAGCACAAAGCUUCAAAAUCAUCUGCAGAGGAUGAUGGGAGUGUAGUGGGUGGAGGCAAAGCACAAUUUUUAAACUAUUCUAAUCAAAAUGCUGACUCUCAUCUCUCUCUCAACCAAAUCGCAUGUGUAGAUGUUGGAAGUGGGGAGGGUGUUGAGGCAGGAAAAGAAGCAGGAAGUGAUAUAAUAAUCAGUGCCAAAGCUACACAACCUACUUACAGUCGUUGGAGUAAGAGCUCAGUAACUAAUCACACUGACUCCUUUCUCAAACCUCGGGUUACUGUGGUGAGCACCAGCUUAUAGGCACGGACAAUUAAAUAAGAUAAAAAAUAUAAAAGCAUUAAUGAUUAUAAUAAGAUUUGCUUUAAUGUGUUUGUACCUCAGAUUUGGUUUUAUAAUGUCAUUUAUAUUAAACACUACAUAUGACAGCUAACAGAUUUUUCUACAUGUAUGGAAAAACUCCAUCUUAUUUAUGAUUUGAACAAAAAGCUGACCCAGUUAUUUAUUUAUUGUAAAACUGUGUUCAUUUUUAUUUGUUUUAUUUUAUUGAUUUUAAUCUAUAUUAAUAUUGCUGUGUGGUCAGACAAGUAGCAAAAAGUAGCUGUGUGGCCACACUACACAGACGUUAAAGAUAUCAAUCAGCCCCAAUUAUAGCAGAUACAUAGUUAUGCCUAAUCAUUACAAACUACCCAAUAAAGUCGGCCCAAUAUUAGUA